AGUGUGUAAGUCUCUCUCCUCUUUUCACUGGCUAUCGAAGUGAGCAAAUUAGCUAGCCCGAGAAAAACUGGAAGUGAGUAGAGAGCGCUCUCAACAGAACCGGCAAUGGACUGGGUCGCUAACAGCUCUGAUCACCUCGCUAUGAAGGAGGAUGUUUUCAGGAGAUACUUGAACAGCACGGAGGACUACCUAGCCUUUUUAUAUGGACCCAAGCGGAGCCAUCUGUUUUUGCCCAUGACUUUGGUGUAUGCCUUGAUUUUUGUGGUUGGGGUGAUGGGCAACCUUUUAGUGUGCCUGGUGAUCCUUACGCACCGGAACAUGAAAACGCCGACCAACUACUAUCUCUUCAGUCUGGCCAUGUCCGACCUGCUGGUGCUGCUCUUCGGGAUGCCCCUGGAGGUCUACGAGAUGUGGAGCAACUACCCUUUCCUGUUCGGCCCGGUGGGAUGCUACUUCAGGACAGCCCUCUUCGAGACCGUGUGCUUCGCCGCGGUUCUGAACAUGGCCACCCUCAGUGUGGAACGGUACAGAGCCAUCCUCCAUCCUUUCCGCGCCAAGCUGGAAAGCACCCGGAAACGUGCCCGGAGGAUAAUCACUGUGCUCUGGAUCCUCUCCGUUCUCUUCUCGCUGCCCAACACCGGCACCCACGGCAUCGUGCUGCAACACUUCCCCAAUGGCACUCUGGUCCCCGGCUCCGCUACCUGCACCGUGGUCGUGCCCAUGUGGAUCUACAACUGCAUCAUCCAGGUCACUUCCUUCCUCUUUUAUGUGUUGCCCAUGGCUGUCAUUAGCGUGCUGUACUACCUGAUGGGGCUGAAACUGAGAGGAGAGAAAUCUUUGGAAGCAGAUGAAAUGGCUGUGUCUAUUCAGAGACCCUCCAGAAAAUCAGUCACCAAGAUGCUGUUCGUUCUGGUGAUGGUAUUCGCCAUAUGCUGGGCCCCCUUUCACAUUGAUCGACUCUUCUUCAGCUUUGUCGUGGAGUGGACUGAACCACUGGCUAAUGUGUUCAACCUCAUCCACGUUGUGUCAGGCGUUUUCUUCUAUCUGAGCUCCGCUGUGAAUCCCAUCAUUUACAACCUGCUUUCCCGUCGCUUCAGAACGGCUUUCCUCAACGUGAUCUCUCCUCCGUGCGGGCGCUGGUGCACCAAACAGCCUACCAGUGAGAUUCCAGCCCAGCGGAGCAUCUUCCUGGUGGGGGACCACGCUCUAAGGAACUGUGCUGAGGAAGCAAGCUCGCUGUGCAUGCGCAGAACGUCUGUCUGUAGCUCUCAGCUUUCUACUGGCCUAUGA
Messenger RNA from Pelodiscus sinensis (Chinese soft-shelled turtle), 1290 nucleotides. RefSeq names its product neuromedin U receptor 2 (gene NMUR2). Gene Ontology annotation, molecular function: neuromedin U receptor activity. The record is from RefSeq and is a predicted model, not a curated record. NCBI's taxonomy places the organism in Eukaryota, Metazoa, Chordata, Testudines, Trionychidae. Gene Ontology annotation, biological process: neuropeptide signaling pathway. Gene Ontology annotation, cellular component: plasma membrane.